AUGAAGCAACAUCUUGCUGGUGUGAGUGGUCAAGUAGCUUCUUGUAAGAAAGUUCCUCAUGAUGUACAUCACAGGAUGGUUGAGUCUUUGAAAGUCCCUGAGAGAAGUGCCAAUAAGAGGCAAGCUUCUACUGCUUUAGUUGAAAAUUAUUUUGCCCUUAGGACAACUCCUGGUUCCCAACCUAGCAUCAUGAGUGUGCUUGCAACAAAAGAAGCACAAUACAAUGCAAAAAUGACUAUUGCUGAAUGGGCUAUCAUUGGAAAAAAGGAAUGUCAAUUACUUAUUGAGAGUCAUCGAGCUAAAUGGAAAAACACUGGAUGUACACUCAUGGCUGAUGGUUGGACAGAUGUGAGGCAGCGAACUUUAAUUAAUUUCUUAGUCUAUUCUACAUAUGGAAUGGUUUUUGUGAAAUCUGUUGAUGCUUCAAAUUUGGUAAAAGAUGCUAGGACUUUGUUCUCGUUGUUCUGUGAAGUGAUUGAGUGGGUUGGUCCCAAGAACAUUAUUCACAUGGUGACUAAUAAUGCUGCAAAUUAUGUAGCAUGUGGCAAGUUGAUUAAGGAAAAAUAUAAAAACAUUUAUUGGUCACCUUGUGCUGCACAUUGUUUGAACCUUACUUUAAAAGAUAUAGCAAGCUUAGACAAUGUGUCAGCACUUGCCAAUAAGGCAUCAAAGAUAACUAUUUUUAUUUAUAAUCAUAUGAUCUUCUUGUCAUGGCUUAGGAAAAGACUAGGUUGGAAAGAAAUUGUGUGUCCUGGUGCAACAAGAUUUGCUACUACAUUUAUCACGUUGCAUAGCAUAUAUAUGCAUAAGCAUGACUUGCAAGCUUUGGUGACUGAUAAGCACUUUGUAGAUCACAAAUUGUCAAAGACUCAAGCUAGAAUAAUUGUUACUACCAUCAUAUUAGAUAAUGGCUUUUGGGGUGAUUGCUUAGAAAUUGUGAAGGUUGUGUCUCCUCUUAUAAAGUUGUUGAGAAUUGUGAAUUUAGAUGAGAAGCCUUCUUUGCCUUCUGUUUAUGAAGGCAUGCAAAGGGCAAAAAAGGCAAUCAAGGCAACAUUCAAUAAUAAGAAAGAUUAUUACAAGCCUUACAAAAACAUUAUUCAAGCUCGAUGGGAUAAGCACUUUAAGACAAAUCUUCAUGCAGCGGCGUAUUUGUUGAAUCCUGCAUUCUUGUAUGAUGAGAACUUUAUUCACAAGAGAAGGUUAAUGGAUGCAAUGCUUGACGUGUUUGAGUCUAAUGAAAGUGAAGAAAUUGAUUAUAUUGUGAUGAUGAAGCAGUUGAGUUUGUAUCGUGAUCAUAAAAGUCUUUUAACAAAACUUCAUAUGAAUGGUGGUCAUUUUAUGGAGGUUCUGUUCCAGAAUUGCAAACUCUUGCAAUACGCAUUCUUAGCCAAACUUCUUCUUCUUCUGGCUGUGAAAGAAAUUGGAGUUUGUUUGAACGCAUCCAUACCAAAAGACGAAAUAGAUUACAACAUUAAAGAUUGA
Prosopis cineraria is the source of this 1482-nucleotide messenger RNA. RefSeq lists its product as uncharacterized. The coding region runs from base 1 to 1482 and encodes 493 amino acids. The transcript is spliced from 4 exons. The record is from RefSeq and is a predicted model, not a curated record. NCBI's taxonomy places the organism in Eukaryota, Viridiplantae, Streptophyta, Magnoliopsida, Fabales, Fabaceae.